AUGAUUUUUACUUUCUUUUAUAUUACAUGCGUCAGUUCAUCCUCCAUUUGUCCAAUAUUUUCAUUUGACGCUGAUGCUUGUCUUUCAAUCUACGGAUGUGGCUAUUGCCUUGAACAAUCAAAAUGUUAUCCGAUCGAAUCAACAGAAACAGAAAUCCAAGCGUGCAAAGACCAUGGGCAAAUGAUUUAUACAGCAACAAAAGAACUUGGACGCUGUUUUAACACAUUUUCAGAUGAUGCAUGCUCAAAAUGCGUUUCUACAUCAGUAUUUGGCAACUGCGGCUGGUGUGAAUCUCUUGGUGUUUGCUUGGAAGGUACAGACACACAUGCAUUUUAUGCAAAUUGUAAACAAGAAGAUUGGAAAUUUAAUAAAUGGACUUGCAGUCGCUCUAUCUGCGCUUCUGCUAAAGACAUCGAUCAUUGUAGAAGUCCAUGCAGAUGGAAUUCAUUUCGCCAGCAGUGUUACAUGCCCAGAAACGUUUCAAUGGAUGUAGAUACAGAAGAAGAAGCCAAAUUAGGUCGCAAAGUAAUAUAUUUCCAGAGAUUUGUUUACUUCCUUGUAGUUUUAUUUGCUCUUUACGUUGCUGCAACAAUUGCGUUAGCAUAUUGGAGAUUUACUCGUCCUCUUUACGUAGAACUUGAUAAUCUUAAUUCAGUUAAUCUUGAUGAUUUACCUAUUAUGGAACAACGCUCAUAA
Trichomonas vaginalis G3 is the source of this 696-nucleotide messenger RNA. RefSeq lists its product as uncharacterized. Bases 1 to 696 code for a protein of 231 amino acids. The record is from RefSeq and is a predicted model, not a curated record. The transcript has a single exon. NCBI's taxonomy places the organism in Eukaryota, Parabasalia, Trichomonadida, Trichomonadidae.